GGUGUAUAACGCUCGGCAUUUAGAAUAACCUAAAAGCAUUUGUCUUACUCCGUCCUCGCAAAUUGAGGUUCCUUUUAGUUAAUCAUAUUCAUUAACUUUAAUUACUUGUAGUAAGUAUCGUUUUAAUGUGUUUGUAGAGGUCACGGUAGUGUCUAUCAAGAUCCGCACUUGCUGCCGUAUUCUCGCUUGCGUUUAUCGAUUUUCAUUUUUACAAUGAACAUAUUGUUUUGUUUACUUUAUAACAGUGUGUAACGUUAAUAAACCGAUGCAAAAUGUGUUGUAUUCGUUAAGUGUUGUGGUGUAAGAUUGAUUCAAGUAUGUGCGAAGGUGCGCGCGAGACUUCGUGUUUUGGAUGACAAAAACAUGGAAUUUGAGAACGACUUCAGUCUGAAAGAAUGGGCGAAGGACAAGCCUUUGUCCAUUCUCCAGCUGGACCCGGCGGAUAGAGCUGUGCUCAGGAUAGCAGACGAGCGAGAUGCCAUACAAAAGAAGACGUUCACAAAAUGGGUCAACAAACACCUUAAAAAGGUGAACCGGCACGUGAACGACCUCUUCGAGGACCUGCGCGAUGGACUCAACCUCAUCUCGCUGCUGGAGGUGCUUUCUGGCGAACACCUCCCGCGCGAGCGAGGCCGCAUGCGGUUCCACAUGCUCCAGAACGUGCAGAUGGCGCUCGACUUCCUGCGCUACAAGAAGAUCAAGUUGGUCAACAUCCGAGCAGAAGACAUCGUCGACGGCAACCCCAAGCUCACGCUCGGCCUCAUCUGGACCAUCAUCCUGCACUUCCAGAUCUCUGACAUCGUGGUGGGCCAAGAAGCAAACGUGACAGCCCGCGAGGCGCUGCUGAGCUGGGCGCGGCGCUCCACGGCCAAGUACCCCGGCGUGCGGGUCACGGACUUCACGUCCUCCUGGCGGGACGGGCUCGCCUUCAACGCGCUCAUACACAGGAACCGGCCUGAUCUGAUAGACUGGCGUAAUAUCAGGUCAAGGCAGGUCCGCGAGCGAUUGGAGACAGCGUUCCACGUGGUCGAGAAGGAGUAUGGAGUCACCAGGCUGCUCGACCCCGAAGAUGUGGACACCCACGAGCCGGACGAGAAGUCCCUCAUCACGUACAUCUCGUCGCUGUACGAGACGUUCCCCGAGCCGGCGGCCGUGCACCCGCUGUUCGACGCGGAGUCGCAGCGCCGCGCCGCCGCCUACACCGAGCAGGCCGCCUCGCACCGCGCCUGGCUGCACGAGAACAUUGCCUUACUGCAGGACCGUGCUUUCCCGUCAACUUUGAUCGAGAUGAAGAAGCUGCUCAGCGAGAGCACGCGGUUCCGCAGCGAAGAGGUGCCCAUCAGGCAGCGGGAGAAGCAGAAGUUGUUCCACCAGUAUAGGGAGUUAGAGAAAUAUUUCGAAUCGGUGGGCGAAUGCGACAUAGAGCCGACGCUCCGGCCGGAGGCGCUGGAGCAGGCGUGGGCGCGGCUGCUGAUGGCGCAGCAGGAGCGCGAGCGCGACCUCGCCGACGAGAUCCGCCGCCUGGAGCGCCUGCAGCGCCGGGCGGAGAAGCUGCACAGAGACAUAAAGCAGACAGAGUCCGGCCUCGACAGCGUGGAGCGACACAUCGAGAGCGAGAUCCGUCGCGUGGAGCGCGGCGUGCACCCCGCCGAGGCCAAGAUGGCGGCCGAGCAGAUCGAGCAGGAGCUCAGGACCAUGGAGAACACCAUCCACGAGAUGUUCCAGGACGCGCAGGCGCUCAAGGAGGGCCGGUACCCUCAGGCCUCCGACCUGCAGCGACGCGUCCAACAAAUCCACGACCGCUGGCUGAACGCGCGGCAAGCGUUCACCGGCCGCCUCCUGCCGCGGCUGUCGUCCGUGCGCCUCCCCGUGCAGCACACCACCGUGCGCCGCGAGACGCGCACCGUGCUCGAGACCCGAGUGCACGACGCCGACCCGCUCUUCCAGCAGCUGCAGGACGCCACCAAGUGGUGCAAGGAACGACUGAAGAGACUCCACGAAGCAGAGUACGGGUCUGACCUGCCGGGCGUACAGCAUGAACUCGACAAGCACCAGCGCGAGCACAAGACCAUCGACCAGUUCCACUCCAAGGCAAGUCAGUGCGUGCACAACCGCGCCAACUUCUCCGGCGAGGAGCUGACGCUCUACAACCAGCACCUCAACCAGCUGCAGAAGCUCUAUGCUGAGCUGCUCUCUACCAGCACCAAACGUAUGUCGGACCUGGACGCGCUGCAGGAGUUCCUGCAGAGCGCGACGGCCGAGCUGAACUGGCUCAACGAGAAGGAGCAGGUGGAGCUGUCCCGCGACUGGGCCGACCCGCACAUCAACCUGCCCGCCGUGCAGCACUACUAUGAGCAACUGAUGUCAUCGCUGGAGAAGAGAGAGCUCCAGUUCAGCAACGUGAUCGACCGCGGAGAGGCGUUGAUCGCUCAACACCAUCCGGCGACGAAAACUAUCGAAGCGCACUUGCAGGUGAUGCAGUCGCAGUGGGCGUGGGUGCUGCAGCUGACGCUGUGUCUCGAGACUCACUUGAAGCACACCACCCAGUACCAUAACUUCUUCGAGGAGGUCAAGGAGGCCGAGAAGUGGAUACAGAAACGCGAAGAAGCUCUAAACUCGACGUUCUCCCAGUCAGAGUUCACUCUCGACCAGGGCGAGCGUUUACUAAAGGGCAUGCAAGAGCUCCGUGAGGAGCUGAACUCCCACGGCAGCGUCGUGUCUCGGCUGGUGGAAGAGGCCCAGUCCGUGAGGCCGGUGAAACAGCGAAGAGCGCCUAUCACCAGGCCGCUCAGGGCCGAGACUGUGUGCGCUUACAAACAUGCUAACAUCGCGAUCGAGAAGGGGUCGGCGGUGACGGUGGUGGACAACUCGGGGCGGUCGCGCUGGCUGGUGCGGCUGGGCGGCGCGGGCACGGAGGCGCAGCUGCCGGGCGCCGUGGUGGCGCUGCCGCCGCCCUGCGCGCUCGCCGCCGAGGCUGCGCAACGGCUCAGGAACGCCUACGACAGGGUGAUCCAGCUGUGGCAGCGGAAGCAACUGCGCAUGCGGCAGAACAUGAUCUUCGCCACCAUCAAGGUGGUCAAGGGAUGGGACUUCCCGCAGUUCGUUGCCAUGGGCGCGGAGCAGCGGCAGGCGAUCCGUCGCGCGCUGAACGAGGACGCCGAGAAGCUGCUGAGCGAGGGCGACCCCGCCGACCCGCAGCUGCGCCGCCUGCGCCGCGAGAUCGACGACGUCAACCGCCUCUUCGACGAGUUCGAGCGACGAGCCAGGGCCGAAGAGGAGAGCAAGAAUGCCGCGCGCAUCUUCACCGAACAAUCAUCGUCGCUGCUAGAGCGGCUCGAGGUGCUGGAGCGUCAGCUGCACGAGCGCAUCGCUAGCCACAUCCCGCGCGACCUGGACUCGCUCGAGCACCUCGUGCUGCAGCACAAGGACUGGGAGAGCUCCGUGCACGCGCUCACCAGCCACGUCGAGGAGGUGCAGGCCACCUUCAGAGGCAUCGCCCUAAAGACACCGGCCAUGAAGAAGAACCUCGACAAGGUCAUGGGCAAGUGGAACGACAUGCAGUCUAAGAGCCAACUGUUCGUCGAACGGCUGAAGUACGUAGAAAUCGUAGUAAACAGCAUGGAAGAGAACAACCAGAGCAUCACCGAAUUCGAAAUCAAGCUCGCGCAGUUCAACGACCUACCCAACGACAUCGAACUGCUGAAAGAUAUGCACGAGGACCUGCUCCGCAUGCAGGUGGCGGUGAGCAAGCAGCAGGUGGCGGUGGAGCAGAUGAACGACGACGCGGAGAACUGCCGCCGGCUGGUGGAGGGCUCGCGCGCCGCGCUGCCGCACGCGUCGCUGCCGCGCGCCGGCAAGCACGUCGACCUCGAGCGGCUCGACAAGGAGGUCGCGCAGCUCAACGCGCGCUGGAACAACGUGUGCCAGCAGCUGGCUGAACGCCUCCGAAGCUGCGAGGCCGCAUACCAACUCCUGCGCAACUACAACGCCGGGCACGAGAAAGAGGCCGAAUGGAUCGACGACUCGUUCGGCAAGCUGCAGGCGCAGCCGCCCAUCGAGGUGCGCCCCAAGGAACAGUUCGAGCCCACCAGGAAUCUACUGACCAGUGUUGUGGAGCGAACGCCAAAGAUAGAGAAGGUUAACGUUGACGGUGGCAGAUUCAUAAGAGAGGCGAAGAUCCACUCAUCGAGAUGCCAGCGUUACGCCGAAUGGCUCUGCGACGAGGUGCACCCCUCGCUCGACAUGAAGCAAGUGAAGCGUCAGGCCGAGCUCGACCAGGCCGAGAGACACCGCAGCAGGAACAAGCCCGUGCCGGAGCAGAGCGGCGCGGAGAACGUGGCCAGAGAACUGGAUGACCUGAACGCGAAGCACCAGAGAUUGCUUGACAUGCUAUAUGAAAGAUUGAGGAGGAUCGCCGCCGCCAACCCUGGAGACAUUGUCACAUUGCGUCUCGUGGAGGCGAUGGCGCCGCGCUCCGCGCGCUCCUUCCGCCAGGAGUUCAAUAUGCAGGACCUGGCCACCUCCACCGAGCACACCUACACCUCCACAUAUACCUCCGAACAAUACGUCAGGACGUCGCAUUCGACAGAGCUAGACGGGCACACGCCCAUAUCUAACGGCAAACUAGUCUCGCCCAACUACACGACCAAAACUAUCAUCGAAGACGACAGACCUGACAUAAGGAAUCUCAAACGAGUACACAAAAUGUACGAAGGGCCUAACAUAAUAGAGUCCAGAGGUAUCGUCCACCCAGAGACGAAAGAAAUACUCACAGUCGGACAAGCUAUAAACAUGAGAAUACUCGAUGUUCGGACGGGCAGAUUACUAUCAUCGCCUGAAACGAGACAAACUAUGACAAUAGAGCAAGCAGCGAAGCAGGGGCUCAUAGAUCCCAAACUUGCUGCGAGGUUAACGGGACCUUGUGGAGUAACAGAAGACGGAAACGAAGUUACCUUACUGGAAGCAAUCCAGAGCGAACUGUACGACGCCGAACAGGGACUGGCGGACCCAGCGGAAAAGAGAAUAAAGCAAGCAGUAGAGGAGAAGUACAGACUUUGCGACGAGACGCUGUCGAAGCUGUUGGAAUGGAUCGCGGUGGUGGAGGAGCGGCUCGCCAACCAGGAGGCCGUCAAGGAGGACCUGGACGAGCUGCGCAACCAGAUCAAUAUUCUCAAGCUGAUCAAGGAUGACCUGGAGAGCCACCAGCGGCAGGUGUCGGCGUGCUCGGACCAGGCCAAGCAGCUGCUCGUGUCCGGAGGAGACGUGCUGGCUCCGCAUGAGGUGGCAGCACUGGAGCGCGGUGUGCGCCAGCUGAAGCAGCGGUGCGACAAGUGCUCCGACAAGUGCGACAAGAUGCUCCGGCGACUCGCCGCGGCGCGUGACGAGCUCGGCAAAUUCAAUAACGAGCUGAACACGUUCAACACUUGGAUGGAGGGCGCGUACCGCACACUGGAGGAGAAGGAGGCGGCGAUAUCGAAGCUGAAGAACCUGCCCGGGCAGAGCGAGGACGUGCGCGAGUUCGUGUCCGACGUGAUCGCGCACCAGGCCGACCUGCGCUUCAUCACCAUGGCCGCGCAGAAGUUCGUCGACGAGAGCAAGGAAUUCCUCACAAUCCUGAACGACUACCGCACAUCGCUGCCCUCUCGCCUGUCCCACAUCCACCCGUCGGGCGACAGCGCGCUGCGCGAAGCCGCGGCUCUAGCCAGGAGGAGACACGCGGAGCUGGCCGCGCGCGCGCAGCGCCUGCAGGAGAGGCUGAGAGGCGCCGCUGACGUCACCAAGCAGUACCACGACGCUCUGGACCGCGCGCAGCGGUGGAUGAAGGAGGUUGAACCUCAGGCGCGCUCGGUGAUAUCAGAGCCCGUCGGCGGCGAGCCUCGCGCCGUGGAGACGCAGCUUGCACGCGCUAAGGCGCUGCACUCCGAGAUCUUAGCGCAGGGCCGCCUCGUCGACAACGCUAAGGACGCAUGCGACCAGCUAGUCAAAUCCCUGGAAGGCAACCUGACACCAGCAGAGAUCCGGCAGCUCGAAGUCCCGGUGCUGGACCUGACGGCGCGCUACGCGGAGCUGACGGGCGCCGUGGGCUCGAGAUGCCAGGAGCUGGAGGCCGCGCUGCUGCAGUGCCAGGGGCUGCAGGACGCCGCCGAAACGCAGGCGCAGUGGCUGCAGCAGGCCGAGACACUGUUCAAGACGCAAUCAAAACCAGCGUCCCUGAUCCGCGAGCGGCUCGACGAGCAAGUGCGCGAGCAGCGCAUCGCGCACGCGUCGCUGGAGGCGCGGCGCGCCACGCUCGCCAAGCUGCUCGGCCAGGUGCGCGACGCCGCCGCCAACCCCAGCAACGCCAGGAUCGCCAAGAAGCUGGAGCAGAGGGCGGAGGAUAUUUACAACAGAUACGAGAAGCUAUUGGAGCGCUCUACGAAGCGCAACGAGUUCCUGGAGGGCGUGUGGAGCGAGCUGUCCCACUUCACGCAGCUCGCCAACAAGCUGGACGCCGCGCACGCGCAGCUGCUGGAGCAGGCCGACUCCAGGGAGCUGGCGAGGAUGAACGCCGAUGAGCUGCGCUCCAGGCUGAGCGACCUCGCGCACUUCAGAGACGUACAAAUGCCGCUGCUAGACGAAUGCCUGCAGCAAGGCAAACAGCUGAUCUCCAAGAAGGACGUCACCGACACACACGUCGUCCGUGACAGGAUGAAGCUCCUGGAGAACGCAUGGCGCGACUUCAAUACGUCACUGGAGGAGAAACAGAAGCUGUCCAAGCAGCGCGCCGACCAGCUCAGCCAGUAUGAGACCCUCCGCGCUCAGGUGUUGGAGUGGCUCCAGUCGUUCGAGAACCGAGUCGGCCGCCUGCAGCCCGUGGCGCUCGACCUGGAAGUGCUCAAGCAGCAGGCCGACGAGCUGCGACCGCUGGCCAAGGAGUACCGCGACUACUCCAUUACUAUCGACAAGGUGAACGAGGCGGGAGCAGUGUACGAAGCUCUGACACGUGGCGACCGCGUGGACAGCCCGCACCGCAAGAGACAGCUCUACAGUCCCACCAAGCGACAGACGCCAGUACGCACACUGGACGGUCGCUCGCCCUCUCCAACCAAGGGCCACGGGCUGGUGAGUCCGGGCUCCACGCACUCCACGUCCAGCGGCUUCUCAUCUCGCCGCUCGUCCAGCGACCAACUACAUCUUGAAGAACUGUCGCCGGUACAACAGCAGCUGUCAGAGAUCAACAACCGGUACAGCUUGCUCGGAACUAAACUGGCCGACCGCCAGGGCGAGCUCGACUCAGUCCGUGAAGAGCUGAGACGCCAUGAGGACACCAUCCGCAACACGCAUCACUUCCUGGACAAGGUCCAGAGGCAACUGCCAAAGGAUUGCGUCCCCAACACGAAGGAGGAAGCCGACAAGACCAUCAAGCAAGUCCGCGCCGUGCUCGAAGAGAUGUACGAGAAACAGAGCACGCUUGACUCCGCAAAGACUCAGGUCCGCGAGCUGCUGAAGCGCAAGCAGGGCGUGGCGGGCGCCGACCGGCUGCACGACGCCAUGGAGGACGUCGUGUCGCGCUGGAGGAACCUGCACGACGCCUGCAAGGACAAGAUCCGCCUGAUGGAGGAGGUGAAGGACUUCCAAGACACACACAGCAACCUGUCGUCGUGGCUGCUGUCCAAGGACCGCAUGAUGACUGCGCUGGGACCCAUCUCCUCAGACUCGCGCAUGGUGCAGACGCAAGUGCAGCAGGUGCAAGUCCUCCGCGAAGAGUUCCGCACGCAGCAGCCGCAGCUGUCCCACCUGGAGCAGGUGGCGGCCGGCGUGCUGGAGCGCCUCGAGCCACGCUCGCCCGACGCGGAGAAGCUGCGCACCAAGCUCAAGGACCUGCAGGACCGCUGGAACGAUCUGCUCAACAAACUGGAGCAGCGUGCGUCAAGCCUGGGCGCGGCGGCGGACACGUCGCGCGAGUUCGACGCCGGGCUGGCGCGCCUGCGCGACGCGCUGCAGACCAUCGGCGACAAGCUCGACGACCUCGCCAUGGAGAAGGAGCCCGAGGAGCAGCUCAGGAAGAUCGAGAACCUCGAGCGUCAACUGGAGGGCCAACGUCCGCUGCUGGCCGACCUGGAGGCGGCGGGCGCGGCGCUGGCCGACGUGCUGUCCGACCCGGCCUCGCGCCAGGACAUACAGAGCAAGCUGGCCGCCGUCGGCCGCCAGUACGACAACCUGCAGAGGAAGCUCGACCACAGGAAGGCGGAGAUCGAGGCGGCGCUCAAGGACGGACGCAACUUGGAGGAGAACGUGGCCCGCACGCUGGGCUGGCUGCAGUCCGAGCUGAACUCGCUCCCCGGCAAGCUGCAGGUGUCCGCCGACAAGCACAAGCUGCAGCAGCAGCUGGAGCGACACGAGCCGCUCUACCGCGAGGUCACGCAGCGCGAGCACGAGCUCAUCAUGCUGCUCGACAAAGGUAACGUCAACCUGGAGGAGAACGUGGCCCGCACGCUGGGCUGGCUGCAGUCCGAGCUGAACUCGCUCCCCGGCAAGCUGCAGGUGUCCGCCGACAAGCACAAGCUGCAGCAGCAGCUGGAGCGACACGAGCCGCUCUACCGCGAGGUCACGCAGCGCGAGCACGAGCUCAUCAUGCUGCUCGACAAAGGUAACGUCAACCUGGAGGAGAACGUGGCCCGCACGCUGGGCUGGCUGCAGUCCGAGCUGAACUCGCUCCCCGGCAAGCUGCAGGUGUCCGCCGACAAGCACAAGCUGCAGCAGCAGCUGGAGCGACACGAGCCGCUCUACCGCGAGGUCACGCAGCGCGAGCACGAGCUCAUCAUGCUGCUCGACAAAGGUAACGUCAACCUGGAGGAGAACGUGGCCCGCACGCUGGGCUGGCUGCAGUCCGAGCUGAACUCGCUCCCCGGCAAGCUGCAGGUGUCCGCCGACAAGCACAAGCUGCAGCAGCAGCUGGAGCGACACGAGCCGCUCUACCGCGAGGUCACGCAGCGCGAGCACGAGCUCAUCAUGCUGCUCGACAAAGGUAACGUCAACCUGGAGGAGAACGUGGCCCGCACGCUGGGCUGGCUGCAGUCCGAGCUGAACUCGCUCCCCGGCAAGCUGCAGGUGUCCGCCGACAAGCACAAGCUGCAGCAGCAGCUGGAGCGACACGAGCCGCUCUACCGCGAGGUCACGCAGCGCGAGCACGAGCUCAUCAUGCUGCUCGACAAAGGUCGUGAGAUGGAGAAGAAGCCCGCCCACCAAGGCUUACGCAAGGACCUGGACCGCGUGCAGACGCAGUGGGAGAAACUCAAGCGGGAGACCCACGACCGACACACACGCCUACAGGCCGCUAUGGAGCACUGCCGUAAAUACUCGAAGGCGCAAGAGAACUUCCUCCCCUGGAUCUCGGAGGCUGAGGAAAGAAUCAGCAAGCUGCCGCCCGCCGUGUUCACCAAGCGCGACGUGGAGAAGCAGCUGCGAGAGCUGCAGAGCAUCAGGAACGACAUCUGGAAGAGGUCUGGUGAAUACGAGAACAACAAAACUCUGGGCGAGACCUUCAUCUCGGCCUGCGACGUGGACCAGGAUAUCGUACGAUCUCAGCUCGACAGCAUGAAGCAGCGAUGGGACCGCCUCAAUAACGAGGUGUUCCAACAAGUGGAAUUCCUGGAGUCGACCGCGCGCAAGCUGGGCGAGUUCCAGGAGCGCGUGCGCGCGGUGGAGACGCCGCUGCAGCGCUGCGAGGAGCGCCUGCAGGACGCGCUGGGCGCGCCGCCCCAGCAGGCGGCUGAAGCCGUCGCGCGCGUCGCCGACACCGUGCAGGCGCUCAGGGCGCCGCUGCAGGUAACACUGCCCACUGUACCCGCGCGCAAGCUGGGCGAGUUCCAGGAGCGCGUGCGCGCGGUGGAGACGCCGCUGCAGCGCUGCGAGGAGCGCCUGCAGGACGCGCUGGGCGCGCCGCCCCAGCAGGCGGCUGAAGCCGUCGCGCGCGUCGCCGACACCGUGCAGGCGCUCAGGGCGCCGCUGCAGGUAACACUGCCCACUGUACCCUCGCGCAAGCUGGGCGAGUUCCAGGAGCGCGUGCGCGCGGUGGAGACGCCGCUGCAGCGCUGCGAGGAGCGCCUGCAGGACGCGCUGGGCGCGCCGCCCCAGCAGGCGGCUGAAGCCGUCGCGCGCGUCGCCGACACCGUGCAGGCGCUCAGGGCGCCGCUGCAGGUAACACUGCCCACUGUACCCUCGCGCAAGCUGGGCGAGUUCCAGGAGCGCGUGCGCGCGGUGGAGACGCCGCUGCAGCGCUGCGAGGAGCGCCUGCAGGACGCGCUGGGCGCGCCGCCCCAGCAGGCGGCUGAAGCCGUCGCGCGCGUCGCCGACACCGUGCAGGCGCUCAGGGCGCCGCUGCAGGUAACACUGCCCACUGUACCCUCGCGCAAGCUGGGCGAGUUCCAGGAGCGCGUGCGCGCGGUGGAGACGCCGCUGCAGCGCUGCGAGGAGCGCCUGCAGGACGCGCUGGGCGCGCCGCCCCAGCAGGCGGCUGAAGCCGUCGCGCGCGUCGCCGACACCGUGCAGGCGCUCAGGGCGCCGCUGCAGGUAACACUGCCCACUGUACCCUCGCGCAAGCUGGGCGAGUUCCAGGAGCGCGUGCGCGCGGUGGAGACGCCGCUGCAGCGCUGCGAGGAGCGCCUGCAGGACGCGCUGGGCGCGCCGCCCCAGCAGGCGGCUGAAGCCGUCGCGCGCGUCGCCGACACCGUGCAGGCGCUCAGGGCGCCGCUGCAGGUAACACUGCCCACUGUACCCUCGCGCAAGCUGGGCGAGUUCCAGGAGCGCGUGCGCGCGGUGGAGACGCCGCUGCAGCGCUGCGAGGAGCGCCUGCAGGACGCGCUGGGCGCGCCGCCCCAGCAGGCGGCUGAAGCCGUCGCGCGCGUCGCCGACACCGUGCAGGCGCUCAGGGCGCCGCUGCAGGUAACACUGCCCACUGUACCCUCGCGCAAGCUGGGCGAGUUCCAGGAGCGCGUGCGCGCGGUGGAGACGCCGCUGCAGCGCUGCGAGGAGCGCCUGCAGGACGCGCUGGGCGCGCCGCCCCAGCAGGCGGCUGAAGCCGUCGCGCGCGUCGCCGACACCGUGCAGGCGCUCAGGGCGCCGCUGCAGGUAACACUGCCCACUGUACCCUCGCGCAAGCUGGGCGAGUUCCAGGAGCGCGUGCGCGCGGUGGAGACGCCGCUGCAGCGCUGCGAGGAGCGCCUGCAGGACGCGCUGGGCGCGCCGCCCCAGCAGGCGGCUGAAGCCGUCGCGCGCGUCGCCGACACCGUGCAGGCGCUCAGGGCGCCGCUGCAGGUAACACUGCCCACUGUACCCUCGCGCAAGCUGGGCGAGUUCCAGGAGCGCGUGCGCGCGGUGGAGACGCCGCUGCAGCGCUGCGAGGAGCGCCUGCAGGACGCGCUGGGCGCGCCGCCCCAGCAGGCGGCUGAAGCCGUCGCGCGCGUCGCCGACACCGUGCAGGCGCUCAGGGCGCCGCUGCAGGUAACACUGCCCACUGUACCCUCGCGCAAGCUGGGCGAGUUCCAGGAGCGCGUGCGCGCGGUGGAGACGCCGCUGCAGCGCUGCGAGGAGCGCCUGCAGGACGCGCUGGGCGCGCCGCCCCAGCAGGCGGCUGAAGCCGUCGCGCGCGUCGCCGACACCGUGCAGGCGCUCAGGGCGCCGCUGCAGGUAACACUGCCCACUGUACCCUCGCGCAAGCUGGGCGAGUUCCAGGAGCGCGUGCGCGCGGUGGAGACGCCGCUGCAGCGCUGCGAGGAGCGCCUGCAGGACGCGCUGGGCGCGCCGCCCCAGCAGGCGGCUGAAGCCGUCGCGCGCGUCGCCGACACCGUGCAGGCGCUCAGGGCGCCGCUGCAGGUAACACUGCCCACUGUACCCUCGCGCAAGCUGGGCGAGUUCCAGGAGCGCGUGCGCGCGGUGGAGACGCCGCUGCAGCGCUGCGAGGAGCGCCUGCAGGACGCGCUGGGCGCGCCGCCCCAGCAGGCGGCUGAAGCCGUCGCGCGCGUCGCCGACACCGUGCAGGCGCUCAGGGCGCCGCUGCAGGUAACACUGCCCACUGUACCCUCGCGCAAGCUGGGCGAGUUCCAGGAGCGCGUGCGCGCGGUGGAGACGCCGCUGCAGCGCUGCGAGGAGCGCCUGCAGGACGCGCUGGGCGCGCCGCCCCAGCAGGCGGCUGAAGCCGUCGCGCGCGUCGCCGACACCGUGCAGGCGCUCAGGGCGCCGCUGCAGGUAACACUGCCCACUGUACCCUCGCGCAAGCUGGGCGAGUUCCAGGAGCGCGUGCGCGCGGUGGAGACGCCGCUGCAGCGCUGCGAGGAGCGCCUGCAGGACGCGCUGGGCGCGCCGCCCCAGCAGGCGGCUGAAGCCGUCGCGCGCGUCGCCGACACCGUGCAGGCGCUCAGGGCGCCGCUGCAGGUAACACUGCCCACUGUACCCUCGCGCAAGCUGGGCGAGUUCCAGGAGCGCGUGCGCGCGGUGGAGACGCCGCUGCAGCGCUGCGAGGAGCGCCUGCAGGACGCGCUGGGCGCGCCGCCCCAGCAGGCGGCUGAAGCCGUCGCGCGCGUCGCCGACACCGUGCAGGCGCUCAGGGCGCCGCUGCAGGUAACACUGCCCACUGUACCCUCGCGCAAGCUGGGCGAGUUCCAGGAGCGCGUGCGCGCGGUGGAGACGCCGCUGCAGCGCUGCGAGGAGCGCCUGCAGGACGCGCUGGGCGCGCCGCCCCAGCAGGCGGCUGAAGCCGUCGCGCGCGUCGCCGACACCGUGCAGGCGCUCAGGGCGCCGCUGCAGGUAACACUGCCCACUGUACCCUCGCGCAAGCUGGGCGAGUUCCAGGAGCGCGUGCGCGCGGUGGAGACGCCGCUGCAGCGCUGCGAGGAGCGCCUGCAGGACGCGCUGGGCGCGCCGCCCCAGCAGGCGGCUGAAGCCGUCGCGCGCGUCGCCGACACCGUGCAGGCGCUCAGGGCGCCGCUGCAGGUAACACUGCCCACUGUACCCUCGCGCAAGCUGGGCGAGUUCCAGGAGCGCGUGCGCGCGGUGGAGACGCCGCUGCAGCGCUGCGAGGAGCGCCUGCAGGACGCGCUGGGCGCGCCGCCCCAGCAGGCGGCUGAAGCCGUCGCGCGCGUCGCCGACACCGUGCAGGCGCUCAGGGCGCCGCUGCAGGUAACACUGCCCACUGUACCCUCGCGCAAGCUGGGCGAGUUCCAGGAGCGCGUGCGCGCGGUGGAGACGCCGCUGCAGCGCUGCGAGGAGCGCCUGCAGGACGCGCUGGGCGCGCCGCCCCAGCAGGCGGCUGAAGCCGUCGCGCGCGUCGCCGACACCGUGCAGGCGCUCAGGGCGCCGCUGCAGGUAACACUGCCCACUGUACCCUCGCGCAAGCUGGGCGAGUUCCAGGAGCGCGUGCGCGCGGUGGAGACGCCGCUGCAGCGCUGCGAGGAGCGCCUGCAGGACGCGCUGGGCGCGCCGCCCCAGCAGGCGGCUGAAGCCGUCGCGCGCGUCGCCGACACCGUGCAGGCGCUCAGGGCGCCGCUGCAGGUAACACUGCCCACUGUACCCUCGCGCAAGCUGGGCGAGUUCCAGGAGCGCGUGCGCGCGGUGGAGACGCCGCUGCAGCGCUGCGAGGAGCGCCUGCAGGACGCGCUGGGCGCGCCGCCCCAGCAGGCGGCUGAAGCCGUCGCGCGCGUCGCCGACACCGUGCAGGCGCUCAGGGCGCCGCUGCAGGUAACACUGCCCACUGUACCCUCGCGCAAGCUGGGCGAGUUCCAGGAGCGCGUGCGCGCGGUGGAGACGCCGCUGCAGCGCUGCGAGGAGCGCCUGCAGGACGCGCUGGGCGCGCCGCCCCAGCAGGCGGCUGAAGCCGUCGCGCGCGUCGCCGACACCGUGCAGGCGCUCAGGGCGCCGCUGCAGGUAACACUGCCCACUGUACCCUCGCGCAAGCUGGGCGAGUUCCAGGAGCGCGUGCGCGCGGUGGAGACGCCGCUGCAGCGCUGCGAGGAGCGCCUGCAGGACGCGCUGGGCGCGCCGCCCCAGCAGGCGGCUGAAGCCGUCGCGCGCGUCGCCGACACCGUGCAGGCGCUCAGGGCGCCGCUGCAGGUAACACUGCCCACUGUACCCUCGCGCAAGCUGGGCGAGUUCCAGGAGCGCGUGCGCGCGGUGGAGACGCCGCUGCAGCGCUGCGAGGAGCGCCUGCAGGACGCGCUGGGCGCGCCGCCCCAGCAGGCGGCUGAAGCCGUCGCGCGCGUCGCCGACACCGUGCAGGCGCUCAGGGCGCCGCUGCAGGUAACACUGCCCACUGUACCCUCGCGCAAGCUGGGCGAGUUCCAGGAGCGCGUGCGCGCGGUGGAGACGCCGCUGCAGCGCUGCGAGGAGCGCCUGCAGGACGCGCUGGGCGCGCCGCCCCAGCAGGCGGCUGAAGCCGUCGCGCGCGUCGCCGACACCGUGCAGGCGCUCAGGGCGCCGCUGCAGGUAACACUGCCCACUGUACCCUCGCGCAAGCUGGGCGAGUUCCAGGAGCGCGUGCGCGCGGUGGAGACGCCGCUGCAGCGCUGCGAGGAGCGCCUGCAGGACGCGCUGGGCGCGCCGCCCCAGCAGGCGGCUGAAGCCGUCGCGCGCGUCGCCGACACCGUGCAGGCGCUCAGGGCGCCGCUGCAGGUAACACUGCCCACUGUACCCUCGCGCAAGCUGGGCGAGUUCCAGGAGCGCGUGCGCGCGGUGGAGACGCCGCUGCAGCGCUGCGAGGAGCGCCUGCAGGACGCGCUGGGCGCGCCGCCCCAGCAGGCGGCUGAAGCCGUCGCGCGCGUCGCCGACACCGUGCAGGCGCUCAGGGCGCCGCUGCAGGUAACACUGCCCACUGUACCCUCGCGCAAGCUGGGCGAGUUCCAGGAGCGCGUGCGCGCGGUGGAGACGCCGCUGCAGCGCUGCGAGGAGCGCCUGCAGGACGCGCUGGGCGCGCCGCCCCAGCAGGCGGCUGAAGCCGUCGCGCGCGUCGCCGACACCGUGCAGGCGCUCAGGGCGCCGCUGCAGAGUGUAAACGCAGCAGUAGACGACAUCGUGACAAUGGCGCACGAGAUGGCCGGGCCGGACGCGGCGGGGCGCGCGCGGCACGUGCUGGACGCCACGGCGGGCGCGCUGGCCGAGCGGCUGGACGAGCUGGACGCGAGGGCCGGAGAGGCCCGGGACCGGCUCGCUGGCGCUGCGAGCGCUAUGACGCACUUCCAGGAGAAAGUCAAGAGCCUAUCAGCGGACCUGUCAGAUUUAGAGAAGGAACUAGACACGAUGAAACCGCCCGGCCGAGACAUCAAGACCGUCCGCCAGCAACUGGACGACAUCACACGCUUCUACAAGCGGCUGGAGCGAGCGGACGACGUGGUGGCCGACGUGGAACGCGCGGCUGAGGGGCUGGUCGACAGUGGGUACGCGGGUGACGCUGCCAAGACUAGAGACCAGGUUGAAGGGCUCCGUAAACAGCUGGGCAAGUUGGACGAGCGUGCCCGCGCCCGCGAACAGGACCUCGACGACACACUCAGCAAGCUCGAGGCCUUCUACAAGGCCUACGACUCCGUCAUGGACGACGUACAGGAGGCCUCCGAGCAAGUCCGCAGCCUGAAGCCCGUAUCCUCCGAAGUGGAGCAGAUCCGCGCGCAGCAGAAGGACUUCGCGGAGCUGCGGCGGCGCACGCUGGAGCCGCUCGGGCAGAACGUGGCGCACUGCAACAAGAUCGGCCAGGGGCUGGUGCGCUCCGCGCUGGCCGCCGUCUCCACGCAGCAGCUCGAGAAGGAUCUGGAGAAGAUGAACGACAAGUGGAACGCGCUCAAGGAGAAGAUGAACGAGCGCGAGCGCCGGCUGGACGUGGGCCUGCUGCAGUCGGGCAAGUUCGCGGAGGCGCUGGCCGGGCUCGACAAGUGGCUGUCCGACACCGAGGACAUGGUGCGCAACCAGAAACCGCCCUCCGCCGACUACAAGGUCGUCAAGGCGCAGCUGCAGGAACAGAAGUUCCUGAAAAAGAUGCUGAUGGACCGUCAGAACAGCAUGUCGUCGCUGUUCGCGAUGGGCAACGAGGUGGCGGCCGGCUGCGACAGUGGCGAGCGCAAGGCCAUCGAGAAACAGCUCAAGGGGCUCAUGCAGCGCUUCGACGCGCUCACCGACGGCGCGCAGCAGCGCAUGCUCGACCUAGAGCAGGCUAUGAAGGUUGCAAAACAAUUCCAAGAAGAACUGCAGCCCCUAGUGGAGUGGCUGACGAGCACCGAGCGCAAGGUCAAGGCGCUGGAGCUCGUGCCCACCGACGAGGAGAAGAUCCAACUUAAGAUCAGAGAACACAAGGCGCUGCACGACGACGUGCUAUCGAAGCGGCCCGCCUUCCAACAACUGACGGAGACGGCGUCCGCGCUGAUGGCGCUCGUCGGCGACGACGAGGCCGCCGCGCUCGCUGACCGCCUGCAAGCUGCCACUGACAGAUACCAAGCGCUGGUGGAGCACAGCCUGAACAUCGGCGAGCUGCUGGACAACUCGCGCAAGGGGCUGCGGCACCUGGUGCUCACGUACCAGGACCUGUCGGCCUGGAUGGACGCCAUGGAGCAGUACCUCGCCAAGAGGAAGGUGUUGCCAGUGCACAUGGAGAAGCUGCUGCGGCAGAUGGACGAGCUGGCCGAAAAAACCGAAGAGAUAGCCUCCAAGCAAGAGGCCGUCGACAGCACAGUGGACUCCGGCCUCGAGCUGAUGAAGCACAUCUCCGGCGAUGAGGCCCUGCAGCUCAAGGACAAGCUGGACGCGCUGCAGAGACGUUACAAUGAUCUCACCAGCAAGGGCGCCGACCUGCUGCGCAUAGCCUCGGAGACGCUGCCGCUUGUGCAGCAGUUCUUCAAUGCCCAUAACAACUUGACGGAAUGGAUGUCAGGCGCGGAAUCGUGCCUGCAGUCCGUGGAGCCGCGCGAGGAAGACAUCCUUCGCCUCGAAGGCGACUUGCAAGAGUUCCGUCCGCUGCUCGACAACAUCAACCUACUCGGGCCGCAGCUGUGCCAGAUCUCGCCGGGAGAGGGCGCCACGCACAUCGAGGGCAUCGUCACGAGGGACAACCGCCGCUUCGACGCUAUCGCGGAACAGGUGCAGCGCAAGGCCGAGAGGCUGCUGCUUAGCAAGAAGCGCUCCCUGGAGGUGGUGGGCGACAUGGAGGAGCUGCUGGAGUGGCUGCGCACGGUGUUCGCGCAGCUGCGCGACGCGGAGCCGCCGUCCAGCCAGCCGGCGCUGGUGCGCGCGCAGCUCAAGGCGCAGCGCCCGCUCAACGACGACGUCGCCGCGCAGCGCGUGCGCGUGCGCGACCUGCUCUCGCAGGCCAAGAAGGUGCUCCGCGAGUGCCAGUCAUCGGAGGAGACGGCCGUGAUCCGCGACCGCAGCGAGGAGCUGAAGGAGAUGAUGGAGGAGGUGGGGCAGCUCAGCGCCGAGCGCCUCGCCGCGCUGGAGCAGGCCCUGCCUCUGGCCGAACACUUCGCAGACACACACCAAGGACUGUCGAUGUGGUUGGACGACAUGGAGAAGCAGAUCCAGAUGCUGGCCAUGCCGGCGCUGCGCCCCGAGCAGAUCGCGCAGCAGCAGGACAAGAACGAGAUGCUGCAACAGUCGAUCCUGGGUCACAAGCCGCUGGUGGACAAGCUGGUGAAGACGGGCGAGGCGCUGGCGCGGCUGGUGGGCGAGGAGGACGCCGCGCGGGUGCAGGACGUGGUGGAGGCGGACUGCGAGCGCUACAACGCGCUGCGCGCCGAGCUGCGCACCAGGCAGCAGGCGCUCGAACAGGCACUGCAAGAGUCAUCGCAGUUCUCAGACAAGCUAGAGGGCAUGCUGCGCGCGCUGGCCGGCACUCAGGACCAACUGCAACGCGCCGAGCCCGUGUCCGCGCACCCGCCCAAGAUAGAAGACCAAAUCGAGGAGAACAACGCCUUGAUCGAAGACCUGGAGAAGCGUACCGAGGCGUACAACGCGGUGCAGCGCGCCGCCUCCGACGUCAUCAGCAAGGCUAACAAGAGCGACCCCGCCGUGCGCGACAUCCGCAACAAACUCGACAAGCUGCACAAACUAUGGGACGAGGUGCAGAAGGCGACGUCGGACCGCGGGCGCUCGCUGGACAGCGCGCUGGAGGUGGCGCGCAAGUUCUGGAAGCAGCUGGACGCGCUGAUGGCCACGCUGGCCGAGCUGGAGGACACGCUCACCGCGCAGCCGCCGCCCGCCGCGCAGCCGCGCGCCAUCCAGGCGCAGCAGGUCGCGCUGCAGGAGAUCCGACACGAGAUCGACCACACCAAGCCGGAGGUGGAGAAAGUCCGCAAGACGGGCUCGCACCUGAUGUCGCUGUGCGGCGAGCCGGACAAACCCGAGGUGAAGAAGCACAUGGAGGACCUGGACAGCGCGUGGGACAACGUCACCGCGCUCUACGCGCGCCGCGAGGAGAACCUUAUCGACGCCAUGGAGAAGGCCAUGGAGUUCCAUGACACGCUGCAGAAUCUGCAAGAAUUCCUGGACAAGGCAGAAGACAAGUUCUCCCGCAUGGGGGCGCUCGGGUCCGACAUCGACGCCGUCAAGAGGCAGAUCUCGCAGCUGGCCGCGUUCAAGCAGGAGGUCGACCCGCACAUGGUGAAGGUCGAGGCCCUCAACAGGCAAGCUCAGGAGCUAACAGAGCGCACGUCAUCCGAGCAAGCGGCCGCCAUCAAGCAGCCCCUGACCGAGGUGAACGCGCGCUGGUCGGCGCUGCUGCGCGGCAUGGUGGAGCGCCAGCAGCAGCUGGAGCGCGCGCUGCUGCGGCUCGGGCAGCUGCAGCACGCGCUGCAGGAGCUGCUCGCCUGGAUCAACCACACCAGCGACACGCUCGACACGCUCAAGCCGGUGGCCGGAGACCCUCAGAUCCUGGAGGUGGAGCUGGCCAAGCUGAAGGUGCUGGUGAACGACAUCGCGGCGCACCAGGCCUCCGUGGACACGCUCAACGACGCGGGCGCGCAGAUCGUGCAGCAGGGUACGGGCACCGACGAGGCGAGCGAGACGGCGGAGAAGCUGAACACCCUCAACAGGAAAUGGCGCGAGCUGCAGCAGAAGGCGCGAGACCGCCAAUCCGAGCUCGAAGACGCGCUCAGGGAAGCACAGAGCUUCAACGCGGAGAUCGGCGACCUGCUGUCUUGGCUGUCGGAGGUGGACGGCGUCAUCGCCGCCUCCAAGCCCGUCGGCGGUCUGCCCGAGACCGCCUCGGAACAGCUCGAGAGGUUCAUGGAGGUGUACAACGAGAUCGAAGCCAACCGUCCGAAGGUGGAGGCGGUACUGCAGCAGGGCCAGGAGUACCUGCGUCGACAGGAGAAGCCCAACCCCUCCAGCCAACUGCAUCAAAACCUCAAGAACCUCAAGUCGCGAUGGGACAAUAUCACUGCCAGAGCAUCGGACAAGAAGAUCAAGCUGGAGAUCGCGCUGAAGGAGGCGACGGAGUUCCAUGACGCGCUGCAGGCCUUCGUCGACUGGCUCACCGGCGCCGAGAAGACCCUCUCCUCCGCCAAGCCCGUGUCCAGGGUUAUGGAGACCUUGCUAGUUCAAAUCGAGGAGCACAAAUCGUUCCAAAAGGAAGUGGCGACGCACCGCGAGACGAUGCUGCACCUGGACAAGAAGGGCACGCACCUGAAGUACUUCAGCCAGAAGCAGGACGUGAUCCUGAUCAAGAACCUGCUGGUCUCCGUGCAGCACCGCUGGGAGCGCGUCGUGGCCAAGUGCGCCGAGCGCACGAGAGCGCUCGACCACGGCGUCAAGGAGGCCAAGGAGUUCAGCGACAUGUGGAACAACCUGAUGAACUGGCUCAACGAUACCGAGAAACAGCUAGACGAACUCAACUCGGAGACCACCGUCAACGACCCGGAGAAGAUCAAACAGAGACUGUCGAAGCACCGCGAGUUCCAAAAGGCGCUGGCGGGCAAGCAGCCCGUGUACGACCAGACGCAGAAGGUCGGCAAGACGCUCAAGGACAAGGCGCCCAAGACCGACGAGCCGACAUUACGAACCAUGCUCCAAGAUCUCAAGACCAAGUGGACCACCGUCUGCUCGAAGGCCGUCGACCGACAACGCAAGCUGGAAGAAGCGCUGUUAUACUCGGGACAGUUCAAGGACGCGAUGUCCGCGCUGCUGGAGUGGCUGAAGAAGCAGCAGACCAAGCUGGCGGCCGACUCGCCCGUGCACGGAGACCUAGACACCGUCAUGGCGCUCAUUGAACAGCACAAGCAAUUCGAGGAAGAUUUCCACUCUCGCGAACAACAAAUGCAGUCUGUACUGAAGACCGGCAAAGAUCUGGAAGCCACGGUGCCGCGCGAAGACGCAAUCGGCAUCCGUCAACAGUGCAGCGAGCUGAAGCAGGCUUGGGACUCCGUCAAAAGCUUAAGCGAGAAGAAAGCGCACCGACUUGAAUCUGCGCUCAAGGAGGCUGAAAAACUGCACAAAUCCGUGAACAUGCUCCUCGAAUGGCUCUCCGACGCCGAGACCAAGCUGCGCUUCUCCGGACAACUGCCGGAAGGCGACCAGGAGACCCAACAGCAGUUACGAGACCACGAGAGGUUCAUCCGCGAACUGAAGGAGAAGAAGCGCGACAAGGACGACACCAUCACGCUGGCCCAGUCUAUCUUGGGCAAGGCGCAUCCUGACGCGGUGAACGUCAUCAAACACUGGAUCACCAUCAUACAGAGCCGGUGGGAUGAGGUGUGGCAAUGGGCGAUGCAGCGCGGCGGCAAGCUGGAGACGCACAUGCAGAGCCUGAAGGACCUGGACUCCGUGCUGGAAGAGCUGCUGCAGUGGCUCAUGGGGCUCGAGAACACCCUGCUUUCCCUGGAAGCGGAGCCCCUGCCGGAAUCCAUCGAGCUGCUGGAGGGACUCAUCGAGGACCACAAGGAGCUCAUGGAGAACACGCAGAAGAGGCAGAACGAGGUCGACCGCGUCUGCAAGGCCUACCAGGUCAAGAGUCAAAGCCAAGGAAGGGAGUCGACACCGCGCAAGGUUUCGGCGAAAUCCGCCGUCAAGGGUGCACCUGGACGCGGCUCGCAGCACGACCUGAACAGGGAACGAUCGGUGUCGCCCGACUAUUAUGGCUCUAGGCGGUACAGCAGUCGCGUGAGCCCGGGCCGCGAGACGCCCGACCGCAACCUGCCGCACUACGGGCCGCGGUUCCCGCCGAGGGGCAGCAAGGGCGCGGAGCCGGAGUUCCGUUCGCCGCGCGUGCGCCAGCUGUGGGACAAGUGGCGCACGGUGUGGCUGCUGGCGUGGGAGCGCCAGCGCCGCCUGCACGAGCGCCUCGCGCACCUCAAGGAGCUGCAGCGAGUGUCCAACUUCAGCUGGGACGACUGGAGAAAGCGGUUCCUGAAGUUCAUGAACCACAAGAAGUCCCGCCUGACAGACCUGUUCCGCAAGAUGGACAAGGACAACAACGGCCUCAUCCCGCGCAACGAGUUCAUCGACGGCAUCAUCAACACCAAAUUCGACACGUCCCGCCUGGAGAUGGGCGCCGUCGCCGACCUGUUCGACAGGAACGGCAGCGGGCUCAUCGACUGGGAGGAGUUCAUCGCGGCGCUGCGGCCCGACUGGGUGGAGCGGCGCGGGCCGCCGACGGACGCGGACAAGAUCCACGACGAGGUGAAGCGGCUGGUGAUGCUGUGCACGUGCCGACAGAAGUUCCGCGUGUUCCAAGUCGGCGAGGGCAAGUACCGGUUCGGCGACUCCCAAAAGCUGCGGCUGGUGCGAAUCCUGCGCUCCACCGUGAUGGUGCGCGUGGGCGGCGGCUGGGUGGCGCUCGACGAGUUCCUCGUCAAGAACGACCCGUGCCGAGCCAAGGGACGUACCAACAUCGAACUGAGGGAACAGUUCAUUCUGGCUGAUGGAGUCUCGCAGAGCAUGGCCGCGUUCCGACCGCGUACGCCCCGCUCUAACACAAACACCCCUCCGUCCACCGGACCCAUCACCAAGCAUAUUCAUUGGAUCCACUGCAUUGGAGAGGUGGCACCUGAGGAGUUUUUGGAGCAGCUGAAGCCUAUAUUUGAGGCAUUAAGGCAGCGAGAAGAGCUACCGUGUUCAUACCCGCUGCACGUCGGUUCCACGCACGGCACAAAGCAGGCCUUCAUAUACGGCCACUCAAGAUCUCAGGGCUCGACGACGCCAGGCGCGCAUCACUACACGCAUCACCAUGGCUACCAACCCUCUCCAGGAUACCACUGGGUGCGCGAACGUACGGCGCGUUCGGUGCCUAUGUCGGGCGGCGUGCAAGGACGUGCCUCGCGUUCAUCACUUAGCGCUGGAACGCCCGACUCCCUCAGCGAUAACGAAGCCGCCAGUGGACUCGGGGCAAGAUAUAGGAAGCCCAGUGUGCCAAGAUCAACAUUGACUCCUGGAGGUUCACGACCAGGUUCCAGACCAGGAUCGAGGACAGGUUCCAAGCCUCCUUCGAGACAUGGCUCUAAUCUCUCAUUAGAUAGUACAGAUGACGUAUUAACGCCUUCCCGCAUACCGAUGCGCAAAGUGACGAACACGCGUACAUCAACGGCGCGCGCGGCGGCCAACGCCGCCAAGCUCGGCGUGGCCACGCCCAACGGCGGCUCGCGGCCCCGCACUCCCACCGGCCUCCUCACGCCAGCUAGUGGAAGGUACCCUAGCGGAGCGAUGUACCGCACGUCCAGUAUACCAACACUGUCGCCGGUCCCGGCGCUCGUGAGCUCGACACAUUCCCAACCAUCCUCAAUGGUUUCCGAACUUCCCAAAACUGCGUCUCACACUCAUCCCGCAUUCCAUACCCAGGGCUCUACAAAAAUCCCAGUGUACGUGGGCACCCGAUCCCAAAGGUCCCCGUCAGUCGAGAGACUGAAAAUAUCUCGAAAAUCCCAAUCCCGAGAAAUGUCCCAGGAACCAAGUCCUACCUCUCAAGACCCUUCGAGGAAAUCCGAGCAGAGAAGUCCGGAGGAUGACUCCUCGUUAUUCAGCAUAUCGGGAAUGACGAGCGACAAUGAAUAUGAGAGUAACAUAAGCGAGUCGAGUGGCGACGCAUCAAAGCCGACCCAGCGAGACAUUAAAGGGAGCGGGUCGUUUGCCUCGACCGAUGGCCACACUCCCGGUCGCAGCCGUAUUCCAGUGCUUAAGGAUCACCAUACUAACAGUAAUUCCAAUAGGCAAAGGACACCAUCCGGCAGCACGACGCCAGUGCGGUCGGGGCAACAGACAGCGGUGUCGCGGUUGUUGCGAAAGCCGUCGGACGCGUCAGACAGCGGAGCGCCUGCCACACCGGGCUCGCGCCGCGGCACGCCCGCAUCUUCAAGAACGAUCGAAAAGCGCGAGCCUUUCAGGCUUUAGACGAUUUAAGGACGAUAUAAAAAAUAAUACCGCUCUAAUUACACUGAUAAGAAAAAAUGCCUUCCGAAGACAUUUUUUUCCUAAUAGUGAAGUUUGCGGAUAAUAGUUACCUGUGUGAUGAGAGUCGCUUUGACUUGUGAUAUUACGUAUUCACGAUUUUUCUUUUUUUGCUUAAUUGUAUUUGAUGUCUAGGCCAAAUAUUUGUAAAUUCCAUCUUUAAAAAAUCUAUUUGAGUCGUUGCGACUGUCAUGAGCAUAGAGAAUGUUAUAAUUAGUACUAACCGAGAAUUAACCGAUUCGCGAAUUAAGCAAAGCUUAAUUUUAUAAAAGAACGAAUUUGCGAAUGUGGCUUUUUAGUUAAGUAAAAGUUAAUAGAUGGUAGUAGUAAAACGUAAAGUCUGCACUUGUUGCCUUGUAUACUUAUUUUUUUCUACAAUCUGUGCAAUUUUGUGCACAUUGGAUUACUUUAUUUAUUUUGUGCUGUCAGUAUUCUCCAGUUAACUCUUGCUGUGUCUAAGCAAGAUAUUAUUUCUGUAUCAAUGUGAAUAUUCCCCCUUUCUCUUAUUUAUUGUCAACGUUGCCAUAUGUUAGUGUAUGUUUUGUAUGUAAAAUACGUAUUACGGUCUCUCUAUUGAGACUGGCUGGACGGAAAAGUGUGAUUUUGUAAACUUUUUGUAAUAUUGUUUUUCUUUUAGGGACCAUUUUGUAAACGAACUAUUGAGUAGGUAAUGGCGGGCCAGCGUUUGUAUUGGUCGAAUUCACGCGCGUCGUAUACGCCAGACUUCGUGUGUUGAUAGCCCAAUAACAAAUUUUGACCAGUCAUUUGUAAAGGUGAUAAAUAGUCGUUGAGUGAUUAAUUUUGUAUGCACAAUCAUGUCUUCAUUAUUUCACUUUUAAUUAUUUUGUGUUCACUUUUAGUGGUAUGAAUGAUUUCAUGGUUAUCAUUUGAUACCGUAUGUACACAUAUGUACAUGUUAUUAUAUUUAUACGGUGAUAUUGCACAAUUACUUGUUAUAACGGGAAUAAAGUGUUAUUUGGUUAACAAAAAGUGCACACUGCUAUCGCCAAAGUGGUGUGCCUUUUAUGUGUAAAAUAUCUGCUCAUGAAAAUAAUUCCAAAACGGACUUUUAUGUUUAAGAGAUUUAACUAAAGUACACGUUGUCGCAAAAGACAUUACUUCUAAAUGCUAAGAAUAACUUUGAUGUAUGAAACGCUUUAAAAUGUAACCUUCCUUCAUUUUAUUAAAAAAAUGUUAACCAACACUCACACUUAUAUUUGUUAAUUUUAUCUUAAAUCUGACUCUACAAUUAAGUCUUUAUUAUUAGAGUUAUUAAACUAUUAAUCUGGUCAUUUUUAUUUAAAUCAUUGUUAUAUUUGUUAAAUGUAAAAUCAAAGCAACUAAAAAGCUUGCAAUAUUUUUUGUAUAAAAUAAAUAAUGAUUCUGAAGAGCUACAGUGUUUAAAAUCUCAUUUUUGAUUUCAAAAUAUAAAAUAAUAACAAAUAA
This is a messenger RNA of Cydia fagiglandana, 24831 nucleotides long. It is a transcript of the gene shot, whose product is annotated as microtubule-actin cross-linking factor 1. The record is from RefSeq and is a predicted model, not a curated record. The transcript is spliced from 108 exons. Gene Ontology annotation, molecular function: structural molecule activity; calcium ion binding; microtubule binding. Gene Ontology annotation, cellular component: hemidesmosome; cytoplasm; intermediate filament. Lineage: Eukaryota; Metazoa; Arthropoda; Insecta; Lepidoptera; Tortricidae. Gene Ontology annotation, biological process: intermediate filament cytoskeleton organization; wound healing; cytoplasmic microtubule organization. Bases 364 to 23328 code for a protein of 7654 amino acids.